Molecule: messenger RNA, 798 nt
Organism: Triticum aestivum (bread wheat)
Lineage: Eukaryota; Viridiplantae; Streptophyta; Magnoliopsida; Poales; Poaceae
Exons: 4
Coding region: 13-798 (261 amino acids)
Source: RefSeq, a predicted model, not a curated record
ACACCCACGAACAUGUCGUCGUCGAGCAUGUCGAGCGACGGCGGACCAACUGUCGCCGUGAAGCUGUUCGUCGACAAGGAGAAGAGAAGGGUGCUGUUUGCGGAGUCCGACAAGGAGUUCGUCGACGUGCUCUUCAGCUUCCUCACCCUGCCCCUCGGCAGGAUCGUUCGUCUCUUCGACAAGCAGUCUCAGGUGGGAUGCCUCGACGAGCUGUACAAGAGCGUGGAGAGCCUCGGCCAAUGUCACUUUCAAGCCAAGGCGUGCAAGGCAAUGCUUCUUGCGCCGCUCAAUGCUGCAGCAGCCCAUUGCCACCGGCUUCAAGUCAAAAUUGGCGACAGCAACCCUGUGUAUCACUGCACAAAUCCAUUUUGCUCCUAUACAUUGUUUAGCUCCGUCCCUGAUGCUGUAUGCAGUUGUGGAAAUGUUGUCCAUGGCUCCAAGUUCAUCAUAACUGAUGAUCUCCAAGUUUCUCUUGCAUCCACGAAGGCUAUGUUUUCUCUGAUGGAACAAUUUGGUAUCCCAGGAAAUGGGAACAUCGAGGAGAAGGUGCUCCAACUCAAUUCUAGCAAGAUGACUAGUUUGCUCAGGAGAGCACUGCUGACAAAGCAGCCCUUAACCGGAUUGUUUUUCAAUGUUCCUAUUGAGCCGAAUGGUGCAUAUCUUGGUAAGCUUCCUGAAAACCUGUUGGCAAAACAAGCAGCUGAGGCUGAUCCCAACUUCAAAGCCAUCAAGGUUCUGAAGAUCAUCAGAGCUGCAUUCGAGACGCGUGAAGCACUCAGCAGUGCGCUUCUCCCUUGA